ACCAUGGAUAUCAACAUGACACGCCCCGACAACGCCACUAUCCUGAUGCUGCGCAACCCGGCCAUCGCGGUGGUCCUGCCGGCGGUGUACUCCCUGGUGGCGGCGGUCAGCAUCCCCGGCAACUUCUUCUCGCUGUGGGUGCUCUGCCGCCACAUCGGGCCCAAGUCCCCAUCCAUCAUCUUCAUGAUCAACCUGAGCAUCACGGACCUCACGCUGGCCGCGGUGCUGCCCUUCCAGAUCGCCUACCACUGCAACGGGAACCACUGGGUGUUCGGGACGCACCUGUGCACGGUCGUCACCCUGGUCUUCUACUCCAACAUGUACUCGUCCAUCCUCACCAUGACCUGCAUCAGCGUGGACCGCUUCCUGGGCGUCGUGUACCCGCUGCUCUCCAAACGCUGGCGGCGGCGGCGCUACGCCGUGGCCGCCUGCGUGGGCAUGUGGGCGCUGCUGCUGGGCGCCCUGUCCCCGCUGGCGCGCACCGACCUCACCUACGCCGUGGAGGACUUGGGCAUCGUCACCUGCUUCGACGUCCUCAAGUCCACGAUGCUCCCCAGCGUGGCCAUGUGGGCCAUCUUCCUCUUCACGCUCUUCAUCAUCCUCUUCCUCAUCCCCUUCCUGGUCACCGUGGCCUGCUACACGGCCACCAUCCUGAAGCUGCUGCGCACCCCCGACCCGCACGACCGGGCGCGCCGGCGCCGCGCCGUGGGGCUGGCGGCGGUGGUGCUGCUGGCCUUCGUCACCUGCUUCGCGCCCAACAACUUCGUGCUGCUCGCCCACAUGGUGGCCCGCCUCUUCCUGGGGACCAGCUACUACCACGUCUACAAGCUCACGCUCUGCCUCAGCUGCCUCAACAACUGCCUGGACCCCUUCGUCUACUACUUCGCCUCCAAGGAGUUCCAGCAGCGGCUGCGCGGCUACCUGUGCACCCGGCCGCAGACGCCCUGCCCCUCGGACCUGCGCCGCGACAGCCUCUUCUCCGCCCGGACGCUGUCCACCACGCCCGGCGACGGGCCCGAGGCGGGGGCCACCCGGCCCUUCCUCCAGCAGCAGCAGAGCGUGUUCUGA
This is a messenger RNA of Pteronotus mesoamericanus, 1068 nucleotides long. It is a transcript of the gene P2RY8, whose product is annotated as P2Y receptor family member 8. Gene Ontology annotation, molecular function: thrombin-activated receptor activity; G protein-coupled purinergic nucleotide receptor activity. The record is from RefSeq and is a predicted model, not a curated record. Bases 4 to 1068 code for a protein of 354 amino acids. The transcript has a single exon. Gene Ontology annotation, biological process: thrombin-activated receptor signaling pathway; phospholipase C-activating G protein-coupled receptor signaling pathway; positive regulation of Rho protein signal transduction. Gene Ontology annotation, cellular component: plasma membrane. NCBI's taxonomy places the organism in Eukaryota, Metazoa, Chordata, Mammalia, Chiroptera, Mormoopidae.